GCUUUUUAUUAUAAAGAGAAAGAUGUGCGACCGCAUGUGCGACCACCGAGGAUAGAGGGGGAGAAAGAAGAGCCAUGGUGGAGCCGAAAAGGUAGAUUUAACCCACUAAGAGGUCUGUGGCGGUCCUGGAUUUUGUACCAAAAGUCUUGGACUAGGAGAGUGGACCCAGAAAUUCAUAUUAACAGGGCCAGCGGUAACAACAUGCUCCUGGCCUCUGCCGUGGUGGUGUGGGAAUGGAUGAACGAACACGGCCGGUGGCGGCCCUACAGCCCCGCCGUCUCCCACCAGAUAGAGGCGGCCAUCCGGAGCAGCGACCCCCGCGGAGGGAGCGUGGUCCUCGGCCAGGUGGACAGCCGACUCUCGCCGUACAUCAUAGAUCUCCAGUCCAUGCACCAGUUCAGACAGGACACAGGAACCAUCCGUCCGGUGCGGAGGAGUUUUUAUGACCCAGCCUCGGCCCCGGGCCAGGGCUGGCAGUGGGAAUGGGAAAAUGAUGCAGGUACAUGGACGCCCUAUGACAUGGAGGUGGCCAUAGCCAUCGAGAGUGCCCACAACCGCCAGCAGCCCUGCCUUGACCUGACACCACUCGGCUUCUGCUACUUUAUUGAUUAUCAGAACAUGACACAGGUGAACAGACAGAGCCAGAGAUGUCGGAGGAUCCAGAGGCGUGCUGACAUGGCCUACCCUUUAGUGUCUGGUCCUCUCCCUGUACCCAAAGGAGGAGGUGUAGGAGCAAGUGGAGGGCUAACAGGAGCCUUGCUGGGCGUUGGAGUGUCAGGGGCCAGCAUGGGGAUUGGAUCCGUCUAUCCUAAUGGAGGCUUACUGGCUACUGGAUUGGGCCAGCCUUGUUCCUGCCAGCAGUGCAUGCUGGUCCUUAGUGUGAAGACCAAUACAGGAAGAGCAGGGGGAGGAGCUGCAGGGUUACAGACUCUAGGUAGACGCUCGCUAACCAUGCAGCGGCCUAAGAACUCAGCCUCCAAACCUCUAAGUCCGUCUAAAUCGGCCACUCUGGGACGAGGACAGCCUCAGAACUCCAGCUACUAUCAGACGCUGCCGCACGGCCUCGCCAUCUCCAAAAACACUGCCUCACCAAGAAGGAACGCUCAGCUCUUCGCUCAGUCGCUGGCUGCCCUCACCACUUGCACGUCCUCUCUGGGUAUCUCCUCGUCUUCCGUCAGGCCGCCUCCCCCAUCCCUUCCACCUCCUCAGCCCCCAUCAUCCAACCCAAAUUUGAACCCUCCGUCCAUUCCGGCCAAGCACUCUUCAUCUUCAGCCAGUGAAUCAGUGCCGACUGGCACAUUAAUUACCCCUGCCAGCAAUGUGACCACACCCCCUUCUCCAGUGCCAUCUCCGUCGCCAAUGGUGAUGAAGCCGCAACGCAUGGCGUCGUCCACGGCAACAGUGUGCCAUGCCCCGUUGCCACAGAGAUCCAGCUUAGCCGGGCUGAGCAGACCAGCGUUACAGAGGAUUGCCAUGGCCCAGUCCAGAGCACUCAUAGCAUCAGGUGUGCCCACCGUCCCAGUGAAGAACCUCAGUGGAUCCAGUCCUGUUCACCCUGCACUGGCCGGGAUCACAGGAAUUCUGAUGAGUGCCGCCGCUCUGCCUGUGUGCCUGACGAGGCCUCCUAAACUUGUGCUGCAUCCUCCGCCCGUCAGCAAGAGUGACAUCAAACCAGUGCCAGGCUUUGGACACUGUUGCAGGAAGACCACCAAGAAACAAGCUCGCAAGGGUAAAACUCCAGAGGAGGUGGUGAAGAAGUACCUGCAGAAAGUUAAAAGUCCACCAGAGGAGGACUGUACCAUUUGUAUGGAGCCAUUGGGGGGUCCAUCCGGAUACAAAGGUCCAGGGGUGGGGCCUGUUUCCAGGGCAGACUCAGUUGGGCGACUUGCACAGUGUGGACACCAGUACCAUUUCCAGUGUCUGGUGGCUAUGUACAAUAAUGGCAACAAGGAUGGCAGUCUUCAGUGUCCCACGUGUAAAACCAUCUAUGGCGUAAAGACAGGCAACCAACCGGCAGGGAAGAUGGAGUAUCACGUCAUCCCUCAUUCUCUACCAGGGCACCCUGACUGCAAAACCAUACGCAUCAUCUACAACAUCCCACCAGGCAUUCAGGGACCAGAGCAUCCAAACCCAGGGAAGCCCUUCACGGCCAGAGGCUUCCCCAGACACUGCUACCUCCCAGACAGCGAGAAAGGACGCAAGGUACUGAGACUGCUCCUGGUAGCAUGGGACCGCAGAUUGAUCUUCUCAGUUGGUACAUCAAGCACUACAGGAGAGUCCGACACCGUCAUCUGGAACGAGGUCCACCAUAAGACGGAGUUUGGCUCCAACCUGACGGGCCACGGCUUCCCCGACCCUGGACACCUCGACAACGUCCUGGAAGAGCUGAGGGCUCAGGGCAUCACAGAGGAUGAUGGACUGAUGGAAAAGUGAAAGGACAAACGGCCAGCAGAGAAGGAGGAGACAUCAGUGAGAGAGCAGUUAAGGCUGGACGGGUGAACCAGGAGUAGAGGAAGAGAAGUGGGGCCUCACCAUGAAAAUAACAGUGAGGAAAAGAGGAGGUCCUGAACUGAGAAAGACUCUCUCUGCCAGCACUUAAAAUGAGUGCAGGGGGGACAUUUCGGGUUGUACAAGACAUUGAUUAUGUUUUGCAAAAGUGACCACUUUUCAAGGUGUUGAUUGAGUCAGCGUUGGGUUCACCUUGUCAAUGCAAGUCUGUCCAAAUUUCACAGUUUUCAAACAAGCACAUCAACAGAAGUGGGAGUUUGAGGAAGCAUCAUCACAGAAAGGAAAACAAUGCACAGGAGAAAUAUAAGAAAUCAGAAGGAGAAUGAGGGCACUCACGGUUUCAGCUACCAAACAGCUAGGUACUAAAUGUCGAAAAGUGUGAAUGAAUCGGUACUAAUAUUAAGGACAAAACAAGUUUACUUUACUGAGAGAGAGAGAGUAAUAUAAAAGAAUGGUAAAAUGUCAGAGCAGUUCAGUAGAAAAUGGGGAUUGAAAGGACAAAGAGGAAGAAGUUGGAGCAGUGGGGGAGGUUACUGGAGGGAGGAGAACAGGAAUAAUGUAGCAGAAAGAGCCAAUGAUGGUGAAUGAAUGUAGUAUAGGAUAGGAGUAGAGUAAAAUUAACUUGUAUGGUACUGUUCAGGUACUUUAGCUAUUAAUAAAAACAAGGAAACCAAGAAUGAAGACAGGAGACAGACGAUGUGCUUCUUGCCUGCUUGGGGUUGAAGUUUAGUGCUGUUGCUCCCUCUUGUGGUUUUUCUGAUUAACUACACCUCCGCCUGUAAGCUAAUGGAACAAAUCCAGUUGUUACUUUGAGUUAUCCACCUGUGUUACUUUUUUAUCAUUACUAUAACCCUCAUGUAAUGUCAUUCCUUAUGUUACCUCUUACUUUUGACUCAAUGGUUUUCUGUAAUAGGCUUUGUUUGUUUCUGAUUGUUUGUGAAAUGCCAAAAGACCAAACUAAGGCCUUGUCAUUUGGGCCUAUUACUAUUGAGCCACUGUGGUACAAGUUAACCUUAGAUUCACAGGAACCAGUAUUUACAUCUGUCUUUAUUGUAUAUUUGUCCCUUUUGAUGGUUCACAUGGUUUCAUUGGAUAUAGAUGCUGUUGUAUCCCAUCAACAGUGGGAUACCAGUGAGAAAAUACUGAGGAUGUGAUGAAGGUGAUUGCCUAGAAUCAAGCUCUGAGAAUUCGCUUCAAGGCCUCAGUGUUAAGUUCCUCUAGUUGAAUGAUCUUCACUGUGUGUAAAACCCCCAGACCAACGAAGAGCCAGAAAGCCCCUCAGAUUGAGCAGAGUGUUAGAAGGCUCAGGAGGGUGGAGAGCACAAGAGAGGUCACGACCUGGUCUGCACAAGCAGAAAAAACACAUUUCAAAUCAGUUUAGCUUGGUCCUGGUGGUGGACUGUCAAAUACUAUUAGUGGAUAUCAACAAAUCACAGUGAUUUUUCACAGACACUGGGAUUGGUAAAACUUUAAUCUGUGGUUGUCACUGACUAGUUAGUAUUACAACACAACAUUCACCAUCGAUAUGUCACCCACAAAAAAUAAGACCAUCUUUAGGACUUUUUUCUGGUAGACAAGGACUUCUCAAAAGCUGUGAUUAAACAGACAACUUUAAAGGUUCCAUAUUUAUAUGCAUUUAAACUCCCCUCUUUGUGUGUAAUCACAGACAUUCAAUGGAGACUCUGAAUCUGACCCAUUGAAGUGUUACAUGACUCCCAGCUUUGAUUGGCAUGAAAUUCUUCUGGUUAAAUCAUUGGUACUAAAGGUUAAGAACUGUGUUCGAAAAUAUCUGGUCCUUUGAUAAAAAGUCAAAGCUACAAGCUCGUGUACAUAAAAACAAGAUGGACGGCCACGGUACGUUUCAGCCAGAAACAUCUAAUCACUGAGCUUCAAAUUCUGUCAUGUGAGCUGCUAACAGCAGGCGAUAAGUAAAGUCUUAAAAUCUGCUUUAAUUGUGGGUGAAAUCUGCAACUAUGAUGCUUUUGUUCUCAACAGUAAUGACAAAGCUUUUUGAAGUGGUUACCUCUCAGAUUUGUACCUCGCACUGGCCUCUCCUCCAUGGCAAUGGCAGCCGAGGCUCAGGGGUAUUGUAGUAUGUAUCAUUUAAAGAAAUAUGGGGCGUACAGAAUGGCCGCCAGCAUUUCACGACUCAUUAACUUCAGGAAAUAUAUCAUACCUGAAUUUGCUUUUGAUUGGCUGCCAACACUAAAGAUGUAACUGUAAUCUGUCCAAUCAGGCCUCCACUCUGGAUUUACCUCAUUUGACUCAGAUGGGCUGAGAACAGCAGCUCAUCUGAACCUCUAAAUGAGGUUUAGUAUUGUGAGUAUGUUUGUCAGUUUAGGACAUUUAAUUAUUUUAGAUUAUUAUUCCUCUUGGUAAGCGUUUUCAGGACAAAGCAUCAUGAAAAGCCUUAUUUUUAGCCACAGAAGUGGAGUGUAUGCAAAAACAACAGAAAGCUUUCUAAUAUGGGGCCUUUAAUCUAUGACUAAUAAAUAAGACAUUCUUGUCUCAGCAACAUUGAUAACAACUUUUCUUCUAAGCUCCUCAUCCACCAACUGAGAACACACUGCCCAUUCUCUGGGUUGGCUCUUUAAAUGGCCCCAUAUCACAAUAGCCCCCUUUACACAGCCUGUUCAAGGCCGGACUGUUGAGCAUUUACUCUGCCUCACCGUUCUGUAUGAAAGUUACAAA
Molecule: messenger RNA, 5199 nt
Organism: Seriola dumerili (greater amberjack)
Lineage: Eukaryota; Metazoa; Chordata; Actinopteri; Carangiformes; Carangidae
Product: E3 ubiquitin-protein ligase DTX1-like
Exons: 12
Coding region: 202-2433 (743 amino acids)
Biological process (GO): protein ubiquitination; Notch signaling pathway
Cellular component (GO): nucleoplasm
Molecular function (GO): zinc ion binding; ubiquitin protein ligase activity
Source: RefSeq, a predicted model, not a curated record